This is a messenger RNA of Spathaspora passalidarum NRRL Y-27907, 1836 nucleotides long. RefSeq names its product putative serine--tRNA ligase. Gene Ontology annotation, biological process: mitochondrial seryl-tRNA aminoacylation. The record is from RefSeq and is a predicted model, not a curated record. Lineage: Eukaryota; Fungi; Ascomycota; Pichiomycetes; Serinales; Debaryomycetaceae. Gene Ontology annotation, cellular component: mitochondrion. The coding region runs from base 11 to 1372 and encodes 453 amino acids. The transcript has a single exon. Gene Ontology annotation, molecular function: ATP binding; serine-tRNA ligase activity; tRNA binding.
ACUGCAACCAAUGUUUCGAAUAAUCCGUAAAUAUGCAACGGCAAAGAACUCAGAUACACUUCUUCGUCCCCAACUCAACAUCCCCGAUAUAAUAGCCCGGUCUUCACUUUACAAGGAAUCAGUCACUCGUCGUCAACUUCCACCAACAUUACUCUCCGACAUUGACUUCAUUAUUGAAUCACGGCCAUUACAACUGCAGACAUAUCAACAAAUCAGUAAAUUGAAACGGGAACGUCAACAAUUGGCAAACAUCCUUAAAUCAAAACAAGACACUGAUAACUGUAAAACGCGGCUCAAGGAAAUCAAACUGGAGCUUAAACCAUUGGAGAAAUAUGUCGAUGACUUGCAAGAACAAAUAUACGCCAAGGCAGAAGCAUUACCCAACCUCCUUGACGAAACCGUUCCAUCAGAUCCAUUCAAAGAAGAUGUGGUUCAAAUGAUCAACUGUUCCUCCCAAGAAGAUGCAAUUGCCAGACGUCCUGCCAGUGAUCUAUACGACCACAAGAUAAUCUGUGAAAACUUCAACAUUGUCAACUUCAAUACUGCAUCUCGCAUAGCCGGUAGUUCGUGGUACUACCUCAUGAACGAUGGGGCUUUGCUUGAACAAGCUCUUGUGCAGUAUGCCCUUAGCAAGGCUAGACAACGAGGUUACACUAUGGUAGCACCACCUUCGAUUGUCAAGACUGAAAUUGUCAGUGCAUGUGGAUUUAAACCUAAUGAUCAAAAUAAUGAGAAGCAAGUCUAUCAAUUGGAAGACGAAGGGAGAUCACUUACCGGCACUGCUGAAAUCCCACUUGGAGCUCUUCAUUCAUCUACUGUGUUCAAAUCCGGUAAUGAACUUCCUAAAAAAUAUGUUGGUGUAUCCAGGUCAUACCGUGCUGAAGCAGGUGCUAGUGGCAAGGAUACUAGAGGGUUAUAUCGUGUUCAUGAGUUUACUAAAGUCGAACUCUUUCAUUUCACCAAGAGUGACUUGGCUGAGUGUGAACUUGAAGAAAUCAAAGACUUCCAAGUUGAGAUCUUUAAUGAAUUGGGCAUACAAGCUAAGGUUAUGAAUAUGCCAACUUCAGAUUUGGGCUCUCCUGCCAUGAAAAAGUAUGACAUUGAAGCAUGGAUGCCAGGAAGAGGUAAAUGGGGAGAAUUGAGCAGUUGUUCCAAUUGUGGUGAAUAUCAAGCAAGAAGAUUAGGUAUCAGGUAUGAUAAUCAACAAGACAAGUUACUUCAUGUUAAUACUCUUAAUGGAACUUGCAUGGCUGUUCCAAGAGUAAUUGUUGCCCUUAUUGAGCAAAACUACAAUCCAGAAACAAAUGAAAUUUCAAUUCCAAAAGUGCUACAACCGUUCAUGGACGGUAAGACUAAAAUCGUUCCAGUUUAGAAUGUCAUCUAUAAAAUGUAUACAUGUAAAUAGUUUAAAAUCCCUCAUCGGAAUUGUUGAUGAAAUCAGAGUCAGCCAGUCGUGGUACUGGCGUACUGGCAAUUCUCUUUUGUUUAGCUGAAAAGUUUGUGGUGGGUGUACUGCUGUGAAAUUGGCGUACUUUCUUUAAUCGAGUCAUGUCAGUAGGAACAUCCAAUGUUUCAAUUUGCUUAACCAACGUUGUGUAUUUUUCAUUCAACUGUUGGUAUUCGUGAAACUUUUGGGUAUACGAAUUACAAAGUGUUGAGUACUUGUUCUCUAAGUGAGAUAUUUUCAGUUCUAAUUCUUGUUGUUUGUUUGUGAGUUCAAUUUGUCGCUUGUUGUCUUGUUCCGCUCUUGUUUCUUCAAAUUUAGAUAGCUUGGAAAGGAUCAAAUUGAAUUGUUCUUGGUAAUUUUGUGGUUUCUCAAGUUGGGCUAUCCUGUCC